Molecule: messenger RNA, 9867 nt
Organism: Orbicella faveolata
Lineage: Eukaryota; Metazoa; Cnidaria; Anthozoa; Scleractinia; Merulinidae
Molecular function (GO): protein binding; calcium ion binding
Source: RefSeq, a predicted model, not a curated record
UCUAAACAGGGCUUGGUACACUGAAUUUUAACUAUCUUAUCUUUGUUAUUUAAAUGAAUGCAACGCGCAUUGACCAAUUGUGUUACCGUUUAGCGGAAAACAGUCUGCGAUUGUUAACGACCACGUCAAUCAGGUAGAUACGGAUGGUGAAUAAACAUUAGGCGAGGGCCUUGCAGCUGCAGAGUCGAAACGAUGUGACCAGUGCUUCGUCAUGGUUUCCAAGGAAUUGAUCCUCUUUAAGCUCGUCCUUUUGACAUUAUUGUGGAAGGAAACAAAUCAAACUGUUAGAAACCCAUCAAAUCUCCAUGAAUAUGGGCAGAACGUUUGUUCUAGGCAAACUACACAGGUCGAGUCGUAUUACACUACUACAGCAACGACGUCCUACACCUACUCAACUACUAGCUGUGGGUGGUGGGGUUGGGGUCGCUGUGGGGUAUCAAGACCGAGGACAGUGUACCGAACUGUCCAGCGCACAAGAAGAGUCAGUGUAAAAGUCAUUUAUUGCUGUACCGGUUGGAAGAAACGUUACUCCAGUUCAAGAGAAUGUACAGAAGCAAUCUGUUCCCAAGGAUGUGAUAGCAGUCGUGGAUCCUGUGUCUCACCCAACAGAUGCCAGUGUUCAACUGGAUGGACCGGCAAUACUUGUGUGACAGACAUCAAUGAAUGUGCUGCAAGUAAUGGUGGAUGCGAUCAAAUCUGCACUAACACACCAGGUUCAUAUCAGUGCAGCUGCAACUUAGGCUACACCCAAAGUGGACGCAGUUGUCAUGAUAUCGAUGAAUGUCAGUCAUUGGUUCCCAGUCCCUGUAUUUGCGGAGUACCUGGGGAAGCUUGUGGUGCAGCUUGUACAAAUACUGUCCCAAACUACUUUUGCACCUGCGCAAAAGGAUUCCAGCUGCGAAGCGGUGGAACAAUUUGUGAUGAUAUCAACGAGUGUUCAACAGCGAACGGAGGAUGCUCACAGAGGUGCUACAAUUUCCCUGGAACAUUCUCGUGUGGAUGUUAUAGUGGAUAUCGCCUGACCAGCCAGAACAAUGGCACUCACUGUGAAGAUAUAGACGAAUGUCAGUCAAGUAAUGGUUUCUGCACUCACACGUGUGUCAAUACUGAGGGCUCCUAUCGAUGUGAAUGUCGCUCCGGAUUUUACCUGGAUUCAAAUGGACGAUCUUGCUCAGAUCACGAUGAAUGCUUGUUAGGCCAUCAUGGUUGUCAGCAAGUGUGCAACAACUUCCUGGGAAGCUUCUACUGCUCAUGUCAAACUGGAUAUGCAUUAAACAUAGACAACAAGACUUGUUCUGACGUGGAUGAAUGCAAUCCGGUGUUUGUACCGAGUCUCAACAAGACAAUAAUACCAGCAGGAUGCGAUCAACUUUGUCACAACACGCAAGGAAAUUAUACCUGCAGUUGCAACCAGGGCUUUCAGCUGUUGUAUGAUGGAAAACGGUGCCGAGAUAUAAACGAGUGUAAGACAGGGGCUCAUUCCUGUGAACACAACUGUCACAACACUCCUGGUUCUUAUGGUUGCUCGUGUCUCUAUGGUUACAAACUAAGAGCUGACAUGAGAACAUGCGAAGGUCUACCUUGUGAGGCCAUCAAUGACCCGCCCAAUGGGCGCAUGAACUGCAGCGGCUUGGUGACUAAUGAGACCUGUUGGUUUAGGUGCGAGGACGGAUACGAACUACAAGGCUCUAAACAGAGAACUUGCUCGAACUCUUCUGAAUGGGACGGCCAACCAGCGUCUUGCACUGUUAAACAUUGUGGCACACUAUUUCCACCGGAGAAUGGAAACGUUUUGCUUCCCUGUUAUACCACUUUUGGCUCCACCUGUACACGUGACUGCAGGGAUGGAUAUGUUGCAUUUGGUGAUAGCGUUGCUACGUGCCGAUCGAUUAAUUCAAGCCACGUUGCAUGGGACAUCGGAAACUUUAAAUGUGAAGAGAUCGUCCUUUGCAGGCCUAAUCCUUGUCUCCAUGGUGGAAAGUGUGUAAUCAUCAAUUCACGAAAAUUCUCGUGCGAUUGUAAACACACUGGAUACGAAGGUGAUCGCUGCCAAACAGGCCAAGUUAUACCGCCUGAUUUUCCAAAACUAAUCGCUGGUAACCCUUCGGACAAUCUUGUGUUGCUAGCAAAGCCCGACAAUUCAUUGACUGUCCAUUUCAAUCCAACCAUGAACUUAACCUUCCAGCCGAAUGAGUUGGUAAUUCAGCACCCAACAAGUAAAGCAGACUUUCAAGUGACUGGACACAAGCCAGGCGUGGGAAUGGUGUCUUAUGACCUAACAGGAGUAGACAGACCCGUUUUUGCUUCUCCAAAGAACAGCUCUAUCUUUAUUGGCCGCAAUACAUCCAAUCAGGAGAGUGUUUACACCAAACUUGGCCUAUUGGUUGGCGAGUUACCAAUCGGAUGCCAGAAGAAAAAACUGUCCAAUUAUCAGUGUGACAUCGCGGUGGCUUUCGAUUCCACAGCAACUGUGUCAGCUGAUGUUCGUGUUGAGUCCGGACCUGUCCACGUUAUUACACCUGACAACAAGACGAUCCCUCUGAGUCUUGAAGGGUAUGAUUUUUCUUCGCCCGAUCAGAAUCAUCAAGAAAUGUUGAAAAGACUUAUCGACCACGCAAACGUUAGUGAGAAGACGCAAUCAGAGGACCUCAAUCCAGUUAGCCAAGGGUGCUCUCCUUUCCAAUCGACAGGGGAAACCUUAAUGGAAUUCAUUCAGAAAGACGCCUUUCCCAAAUCCUUCUUACAAUAUUUUUCACGUCAAUUGCCACUGUGGUUGAAACUCACGGCUGGAGAAGACAGUUACGUGUUCGCCACAGAGAACAUACUGGCUAGCCUUAUUCAAACAACAGGUCCGCGAUACGUCCAUCCAAGCUGCGAGAUUUUACUAACUGGAACCAACUCUACAGCGGUCAUCUAUCGUCCAAAAGUCAAUUACAGUAUCUCCGUUGAGAAUGAACAGCUCUUUCUGUCAAGCAAAGACUGUUGUUUUGCAACUGAUCUUUGUAACGGUGGGGUUUUUCUGACUUUGUCCGAAAGCGCUAACAGAGAAAUUGCCACCAUGCCCUUUGUGAAAGAGAUGAUAGAUGGAAGAUGGAAACUGUUCUUGUCAUCGCUCGGUUUCACCCCUCGGAGAAGAUACAGCGCCAUCGUGAAUCGUCUUCCAGUGGGUCCCUUGGCUGAGUACUUCUCAGAUUAUCAUUAUAAUCUGUGGCUUCAAGGGAGUGCCGACAUCUUCCUGAAAAAUUCGAGUGAUUUUUCUGUGGAUAUAAAACUGACUGGAGAAGCUUUUGUAUUCGUUGAAGACUUGGAUAGUUUAUUUACCAAGUAUUUUUCGCGGCCAAUUAAGAUUAUGUUCCAUGGAUCAGUCGAGUUUAAUCUUACUGUGCGAGCUCUUGGCCAGAGAUUCUUUUUGACGUUUUACGCCAGCAGCGUAACUGGAAAAAUAAUCUUGGGUGGAACGCCUCUACUUGGGUCUAAUUGUUUAGUCGCUCAAGGAUUUGUAUUUACCCUUGAUCGAUCUUGUAAACCAUUCAAGAAUAGCCUUUUGUCAGCCGUCGUUCAGCCCUAUGGAGGAUCCAAAUAUCUGCAGGUCUACCACGCAAUUGUGGGCGGAGAAGACAUCGCAGUCCACGAUCCUAAGAACAACUUGAGGUCAUUGGAAUGGCAGGCGCAGGAAAUAAAGAGAGUUCUUCUCGAUGUCCAGAUAUCUGUGCCUGAGAUGCGACCCGAUGUGCAGAAGUGGUCUGCCAAGGUGCAAGAAAUGCUCAUAAAUGUAAUCAAAGCUCGCCGUCUGCUUUCUUCGUCUGAUUUCUUACAGCUGAAGAUGCUUGUUGCAAAGAUUGAUGAUGACCUUGACACCAUGUUGAGAGUAUUUGAUCUCCUUGUGGUCCAGUUGCAGCCAUACAAGAAUCGAACGAGCAUCGAAACGUCCAUUGAACGUCUCGUCAGACUCAAGCUAGACCUUCCAAAGACCAUUUCUCUUUCGUUUUCCAAGUCCUCUAUCCAGCAAACCUUUCUGGGUGUGAGUUUUCAUCUAAAUGGUCAAAUAUGCCAUAAGAGACUCUGCUUUACGAACAUGAAAUGUAGCAUUUGGUCUUUACAUGACAAGUCUUGUUUAACUAACUCUUCAACAGAAGACGCUGGUGUGAUUGUUGAAGGAACUGCCUUGAAAGAAAUUUCUCUUGGGAAAGUUAUAACAUAUCCGGUUGAUAGACCAUUCAGAAUGCUGAUAGGUCGUAACAACGAGCCGUUGAUGACUACGUUUGAGUGCAUUGUUGACUUGCUUGGUUUGAAGAGGACCGCCACCAUAAAAAUGAUUGGACAUGAGCUUUCCUUUGCUGUCUGGGGACCCGUGUUUGGAAAAUUUGACGCGCUUUUGAAUGUCAAAGCGGACGUUGAGAACGUUGUGCACUGGAAAUCUGUAGUGUUUGAAGUAGAAGGUACAAUGAACAACUCAUCACCCCUUUACACGAUGCUCGAGAGUAUGAUUGCAAACGAAACUACUUUGGCUGCCGAGGAGGCCAUUAAAAGGUUAGCGAAUGCCCAAGCAACCUUUAAUGAUGCAAAAACCAAAGCAGAUGCCGCCAAGGAAGCUCUGAAAUUAAAACAGGCUGCUGUCGAAGAAUUGAGAAUGGAAAAGGUAAAGGCGGCAGAGGAACUUCGUCUGGCACGUUUGCAAUACCAUCUCGCAAAAGUACGUUUCAACAGCACCGUCUAUUUUCGGCAAAAUAUCCAAAACGCCAUGUGCGAAAUAAUGGAGUGCAACUACACUUGCUUCAAUGGCUGUGUCAUCCCUGACCUCUGUCAGAACCCUAUUAACAUAACCUAUCUUGAGCGGUACUGUGACACGGUUGACAAAGCGAUAACCGUAGAAGUUGUACAGAAAAGUACUGAAACGCGCAGUUUUGAAGUUGCGACGUAUCAAACCGUAUACACUGGUAACUGCAGAUCAGGAGUUCCCUUGAAGAAAAUACUCAAGUACGCUAAAACAGGGUUUAGCAUUGGAAAAUUCGCCGGAGGAAUUCUGGGAGGGUUAUUUGGAUUUCCAUUAAUUGGAAAGGUUGUUGGUGGAGCUGUUGGAGGAAUUCUUGGUGGGCUUGUUGGAGCAUUCAGUAAGAAAAUAUUCGGCUGUUCUAAUACCUAUGAAAGAAUACCAGGUGAACCGCGAUUGGUUGAGUACGAACACAAAAUUUACGACGCAAAAGCAGUGGAGAAGAUAAUCAAGGAAGUAAGAUGUACAGGCCAGGAAGAAAAAACGAAACAAGGUGGAUAUGGUCCCCCUUAUCCUUGCUGCCAACAGUAUGGAUGCCAGACCAAAGUGAUAGAUCCUGUUUGUGUAAUGAGUAACGAAGAAUGUCGGGUGGCCAUGGCUGAGCUUCAAUUUACGCUCAAUGCCAUGAAUGAGACGUUUCAAUCUGCAUUCUUGUCUUUAAGGAAUUCUGUUGAUAGAGUUAAACAGGCAUCGUCUGUUUACGAGAAGGCGAGAAUACGACACGAUUUCGCAGUGAGCACGUUAAAAAAGGUGAAAUCUUACACGGAGCAGCGUUUGUCAGCUGUAGAAAUUGUCAAUGCCUCCAUGCUUCAUGUUCGACGUGUGGUUGACUUUGGCUUGGAAAUAGCACAAGCUAUAAACGCCUCAAGUGUGGAUAACAAGAAAACUGUCGAAGUUGGAGACAUGAAAUUUUCCUUUUCCAUGUCAUCAGAAGACACCAAAAAGAUCCUCUUUCAAAGUGAGGUUAGCUCUAGGAAUGGUCAACAAAGUGCCGUCAGUUUUCUGGUUGACUUCGACCAAGUUGAACGCUCAGUCAGUUCAGCAUCCAAGAUCAUCAUUGCCAAAUUAUUCGGCAGCAAGCAUUCAAGGAGAAGACGAUCGGAUGAAACUUACGCUGCAAAUUCUACGCAUCGUUUAGAUGCCACCUUCACCGAUUACCCAUAUGCAUGCCUGUUUGCCAACACAACAAGCCUAUUCUUGAGUUCCAUUUUUCAAUCACUGGGAGAUCUAAUUGCGUCAGUUAAAGGAUUCAACGCAAGCCUAUCGUCUGGAGUCCAUGAUCUUGAAACACUGGCACAGACUGUUCAUCUAAGCCGUUCAUCGUCCAAUGUUUCGUCUGUGAACACCACCACCACGUAUCCGAACAGCUCGUUUUUGACGGAAUACAUGGAAAUGAUAGAGGUCCUUAAGGAGGAAAGUAGCAGGUUGACCAAUGACUCGUCGCAAUCUUGGAAUGACACUCUGGAGGCUUGGAGAGCGUUUCUGGAGGUUUUCACUUCGAACAAUGAAUUUGAAGAAUGUUCUGGAACAGAAGACUGCAUCGAUUACUUUUUUGACGGUGCAAAAGAAUUUUACGAGUUUGAAGACAGUCCAAGGGCAAUGGCGAUUAAAGACGCCCUCCCUCAGCUCAGAGAAGUGGUAAGGAAGUUAACAACGGAUGCUCUAACGAUGGUGGAAGCAGAGCAAACACUCCUUCAAGCUUUUUCACUUUUGAUCAAAACUCGUGAUGAUUCAGUUUUGUGUGGAGGAACCCCACUCAUAACUACCUCAUCUCCAAAAGAAAUUAUUCUUCUGCCCGGAGACAGUCUGCUUUUAAGUUGCACUGCCGAGAGCGAGGCGGAGCUGACAUAUGCUUGGAAGAGAAACGAUAAGGUCAUCAAGGAAUCACGGGAUGGAACUUUAUAUGAACGUGCUGUCAGCAAACAACACGAGGGUGUUUAUGUUUGCGUGGUGUCAAACAACAAAGGCAGCACACUGUCCAACGUGACAAUUGUUAAAGUUCACAACAAGCCCAAAAUCACGCAACAUCCGCAGGCACAAAGAGUGGUGGUUGGAAGUCAAACUCCUGCGAUGUUUACUUGCAAUGCAACGGGCCAACCAACUCCUAGCUUUCAGUGGUUUUUUCAAUCACCAAAUUCAUCCGUUGUAAAACUUAACGAGACCAAACCUGUGUUAUAUAUGGCCAACCCUCGCCGUCAUCACGAAGGUUACUACUACUGUGAGGCAUCUAACGAGCAUGGUGCAGAAGUCAGCCGAAGAGCCCGACUAGACGUAUUAGGUUACAGCAUCGGUCUUCCAAGGUUGCUUGUUGGCCUAAAUCUCACUUCCUACUGUAGUUCGACUUCUAAUACAUCCAGAAACUCCACCGAGAAAGAUCCGCAGCCAUGUCAUUCCUUGGAAGAAUUACCGUCAUCAAUUAACGAAAACUUGACUGCUACAAUUAUCCAUGCACUUGCAAGAUCGCUUAACAUAUCUCAUGAGCUAAUCUCGGAAUUUGAGUACGAUUCAAGGAAUACUUCAACAGCUAUCGUAGCAUUCAUAUUGGACAUAGACAGUAAAGGUUGGAAGGAGGACAAUUUUACAUCGAACAUGGAAAUUGUAGAGGCCCUUGCUGACGCUAAAGCUAACUUUGUUGACAAGCUGGAACAAUUCAAUUCUGCCAUACAAAACAAGACCUUUGCAGUACCAUGGAAUACCACCUCUCUUCGUGGUGAACCCGGAAGCCUAAUUGCUUACCCAUUAUCUCCAGAAUGCCCCGAAGGACAAGCACUCAGUGAAAAUGGUUACAUCUGCGCAAACUGCCCGGCUGGUUUGUCCUACAACACAGAGAAUGAAACGUGCGUCAAAUGUCCAGUUGGGACUUACCAGCCUGUUCAAGGCCAAACAGGGUGUCUUUCAUGUGGUACAAACCUGACCACAGCCUUUAAUGGAACAGUGGAGGAAGAAGACUGCAUUGCUGACUGUCCAGCUGGUUCGUACAGUACACAGAACCGAACGUGCUCUGUAUGUCCGCUUGGAACUUAUCAACCUUCUCGGGGUCAGCCAUCCUGCAUUCCUUGUGGUAAAAAUCUAACAACUAUCUCAAAUGGAACUGUGGAAGAAAUACACUGUAUUGGUAACUGUUCUGCUGGCUCGCACAGCGCAAAAAACCGAACAUGUAUUUUGUGUCCGCUUGGCACUUACCAGCCCUCCGAUGGCCAGAAAGAUUGCCUUUCUUGUGGACAGGGCCUCACCACGACGUCAACUGGAGCAACGAACCAGUCGCAAUGCACAGAGAUCAAAUCACCAUCAAGCGAUAUUCCUGCAACUGAGGAACAGUCCACUCUUCCUACCUCUCCUAUUUUCAAGACGACUGUCACUGAGGUACUUCCAACUAAGGAUGCUGGUCAAACAGAGGAGCAAGAAAAUACUAAGGACUUGCCAUGGAAACUUCCAGUCAUUGUUGUCGUCCCACUUGUAAUAUUCCUGAUUGCAGGUAUCUUGUUGGUGGCUUAUUGCAUAAAGAGAAGAAAGCAGAAGGCAACGACUACGAGUCAUUCUAAUCCCGCCUACGCCUGCAGUGAACCCAAGCCUGCCGCUGAAACAGUAACAACGAGUCACGCUAAUCCCACGUACGACGUCAGUGACUACAAGCCAGAAAAUCAGAGGGAAGAGCACGAAUAUUUUAUGCCAGACAAGAUAGCCACCCCGGAAUGGAGUGAAUCCCAAUCUGACUUGGCGGAGCAAUGGUACGACGACAUUGGCAACAAGGAUCUCAUGGAAGGAUUUGCUGAUGAUCCAAUAUACGAUUGCUUGGAGCCACCUCAAAAAGGAAACCACACAUUUAGUUUUGUCAACCAAUCGUUUCUUUCUUCAAGUGAUACAUAGCUUGUUCCAUCCUUUUGUUCAGGUUAACUUUACCAUUUUAUAGAGGCUGGUACUGUACCCAUACCGUUCCUAGUUUUAGUUGCCGAUCAAUCGUUAUUUGAACUUCCUCCUUAGUUUAAUCUUCUGGUUUUUAGAAAGGUCGAAACAUACUAACUGGCUUAACUAGGUUUUACAUAGUUUGGUGAGAAAGUUAAGCUUUGCUUCCAACAUUAUGGAAGUAUUUCUUGUCCAGUUUGUGAGUCAGCGUUAGUUAUGGUCAUUUAUUCAUUGAUUAUGAGCUUAAAAAGUCGCGGAGAAAAUUUGCAUAAUCUGCUUUCGGUGUGUUUGCACAUUUUGCUUGCAUUGAGUUGCUAAUUUGGAAACUAGUUAAUGAAAAAAAAAGAUAGCUUUUUAAAAGAGUACGUUCAGACAUGAAGCUGAGUGGCUGGCUAUUUUGACAUCUUUGACGUGCACAGAUAACAUUUGCUGUGCUAAUAUUAGUGCAAACAGAUUUCCAGGACAUCCGGAUUUCACUCAUUCAUUCACGACCAACACCUUGACAGCUCAGCCACACUGCUUCCAGAGAAAGCGAAGCUGAUGUAGUCGUCUCUAUAGGGUGGGGUACACUUAAUUUUUAGGAACCCCUAAUAAAGUGACCUAUGGAGGUCAGCUGUAAUGACCGAUCCUGUUCUGUAAAUAGGCAACGCAAAUAGUUUAAUUUGAGUCUUGCAAAUUGCAGUUACAAUACAGCUUUUUCAAUGCUGAAUUUUUUUUUUUUUUUUUACAGUUCGCUCUUCCGUUCUUUGCUUUUGCAUUCUGGAAGUCUGACUUUCCGUGGCCGCUUUUGGCACUUCCCCGCUCCCCUAUAAUGUUUCUCAGACCAAUUCCAUCUCAGUCGAGCGCGUGAGAAAUACACAGCUAGGAACUGGUUAAAACGUAACCUGGCCUGCAGCGAUCAUUAAGUCUUUAUGGCUUCGUGAGACUGGUCUGUAAUGAUCUCAGGGAUAAAAUCUCCCAAGUUUAAUUAUGGCCAAAGUAUGAAAAACAGUCAGGAGAAUUAUGCUGCUGACCCAGAGAUUGCAAUGAUUUAGAGUAACAACUGGCACUGAGAAAUCGGAAUUGUUAAAAUGAGUUUCCCUAAAGUUGAACAUUUUCUUUUUGCUGACAAUUAAUGGUAAAACAAGCGAUAUUUGUAUCGUAAGCUUGGGUUUUAGAUGCUAAGUAUUCAAUAAACGCUGCUGAGUAAUUAA